This is a messenger RNA of Aspergillus heteromorphus CBS 117.55, 910 nucleotides long. Its product is annotated as cytidine deaminase. The record is from RefSeq and is a predicted model, not a curated record. Gene Ontology annotation, molecular function: cytidine deaminase activity; zinc ion binding. Lineage: Eukaryota; Fungi; Ascomycota; Eurotiomycetes; Eurotiales; Aspergillaceae. Gene Ontology annotation, cellular component: cytosol. The coding region runs from base 113 to 541 and encodes 142 amino acids. The transcript has 6 exons.
GAGCGGGGACCGCAUCAACCAGAGCUUCCCCAUUCAUCCACGGCCUCCAUACUGUGCUAUCUCUUCCUUCCCAAUCACAUUCAUACCCUGCUAUAAAUCGUGAAGUAGAGCCAUGGCAUCUUCCGCCGAUCAUUUAUCUGCCCAAGAGCUCGAGACCCUUUCCACCAAGGCCAUUGCUGCCAAGGCCACCGCAUACUGUCCUUAUUCGAAGUUCCGCGUCGGUGCAUGCAUUCUGACCCGGUCAGGAGAGUACUUCCUCGGCGCAAAUGUCGAGAACGCCUCUUAUCCGGUUGGGACAUGCGCCGAAAGAGUCGCAUUUGGAAAUGCAGUCGUGGCUGGGCACCGGGACUUCAAAGCCAUUGCUGUUGCCACGGAUAUCAAACCAGCGGCAUCGCCAUGUGGCAUGUGCAGACAGUUCAUGAGCGAAUUCGCCGGCCCAUCAUUUCCUAUUUAUAUGUAUGAUGCGGAAGGCAACUACACUCUCACAACAAUGGGCGAGCUUCUUCCUCAUUCAUUCGGGCCGGGAGAUUUCUCCCACUGAGAGCGAAAAGUCCCCUUAGACAGUCGAUCAACUUUCGUCUGGUCUUCUCUGUUUCCAAGCACUAGAAAUAAUUUCUUAACCGCUUGUACACAGCGCAGAAGGCCUAGUGUAGCUCACCUUACCGUAAACCGGGGGCAUGUAGGUACAAGGUUGUGUGGACAGUGGCUGACCGGUUUUCUAUAGCUGGUGCUAUGACCUGAAAAUGUACCAGGCUUCUAGUGGGCAUUGGGGCAGGUUUACACGUGGAGAGAAUGCUGUAGUACAGAGUAUCAGUGGUCGUAAUUGCAUUAUCUCUGAGUUGGGCCUCUUGCUUGUGCUCUUUCCAGAUCAUUCAUUAAUGGCCCAGCAUAUAUGUAUAUACAAAGCAAG